AUGGUGUCCAGCAUCGACAGCGACCCUUUCGACACCCUGUCUCUGGCAGAGACAGAUGCCUCCUCGGACUUUGAACUGAUCGACGUCGAACAUGACGAUGUCCGGUCGGUCGCACUCUCCUCCAUCGGAUCAGAUGCUGCAAGCACCACCUCAGAAGCCGAAACGCAACCACCUAGCCCGCAACUGCAUGCUUCUCGAUUCCACUUCCCCGAUCCCGUCUCCAGUUUCGAGGGUCCGGAGCUCGACCUCGAGUCCAGCUCGCUCUACACCCUUCUGAGUCCUUCGCAGCAGUCCGAUCAACCUGUCGCUUCCGAGCUCAAUCAACAAGUCGACGAGCAUGAUGAGUCGGCAGAAGAGGAUUUGCAGCAAGUUGCAGGCGCAGCGAUCAACUACGACGACCUCGAGAAGAUGGAGGUCCUCCUUCCUAUUGCCGAGAAGCAUGCGGGUCCAUUGCAGCCCCGUCGCAGGAUCGCAACUAUCGCUCCCAAGGCGGCUUGGAUAGUUGCUGUACUCGCCGCUGUCCUUCUUGGCUUCAAGUCAAGCUCUCUUCUCGGUCUUUCGCAGCGAGCGCCUUCCCAGCUGAUCGGUCACGCAUUCGACUUCAAACCAAAGUUUGCUUCUCCUUCGCACAUGUCGCACAUUGCCUCCACCGACAAUCUAGUCAACAGGGCAUCUGUUUCCGUCCCAGUAUCUCUCGCUCUGGCUCCGAGUCCAUCUCCUUCGAGUCUGACCAUCGCUAACCCCGAACUCGUGAAGGAGCUCGUUCGCGGGACAGCCGACGCUCGUACAAAGGACCGAGCAGGUUAUCGGCAACGACGCCGCCCUGUUGCGCUUCAAGAGACUUUCACCAAGUCAAAGAGUCUCAGCGUCGUCCACGACGUUCCAGCUCAACCGAGCAAGGCCAACAGCUUCGUACGUCCCUCGCUUCGCCCCAAGAUCAGCGGCAAGCGCAGAAGGUACUCUGCUCUCGCAGGUCAAUUGCCCUUCAAGAUGCCGUCCGAUCUACCGGUGUUCCCGCCAAAGUCCAGAUCAUCUUACCUCGACAACGCUACCACGACAUCAUGGGACUUCUGGCUAGCCGAGCUCGACAACUACUACCGACUCGCUGUGCGGCCCGUCAUCUUGGCGGCCAAGGAGCAAGCUUACGAAGCAGCACGUUUUGCCCACCAAUACCAUCACGAGCAGCUCGUGUCCACCUUUGCUACAUUGCGCAAACAGGCUAUCAGCACCGCUCAGCGGUCCAUCAAGUUCGCAUCCCAGUACAAGGAAGAACGAAUCCGUCCUGCUUACGCGUACUUCCGCGAACACACAGCACAGACUGCCCAGCGCACAGCACGCUACCACGAAGACGUGCUCAUUCCCGCCCUUGCGCAGCUCCAUUCGCAGGCUGCGGAAGCCGCAAGAACCACCUCGGAUGAGCUGAACAGAGCGGCCAAACGCACAGCAGAGUACCACGACAAGGUGGUCGUCCCCGCCCUUGCUCAGUUUCGAGUCCAGGCGGUCGAGGCGGCCCAGACCACCUCCGAGGGCCUCAACAAGGCGGCGCAGAAGUUCUCGAUCGAGGCGGCGGGGACGGUGAAGCAAGUCAAGGAAGCCACCAACAUCGACCUCGAAGCGCUCGGCGUCGAUGCUUACGUCGGAUUCAUGAUCACCACGUUGCAGUCGGUGAAGCACAACUUGCGCAACGCCGAGAAAGCCAUGUUGGCCUGA
Molecule: messenger RNA, 1710 nt
Organism: Kalmanozyma brasiliensis GHG001
Lineage: Eukaryota; Fungi; Basidiomycota; Ustilaginomycetes; Ustilaginales
Exons: 1
Coding region: 1-1710 (569 amino acids)
Source: RefSeq, a predicted model, not a curated record